Messenger RNA from Schistocerca nitens (vagrant locust), 711 nucleotides. RefSeq lists its product as uncharacterized. Bases 1 to 711 code for a protein of 236 amino acids. The transcript is spliced from 3 exons. The record is from RefSeq and is a predicted model, not a curated record. NCBI's taxonomy places the organism in Eukaryota, Metazoa, Arthropoda, Insecta, Orthoptera, Acrididae.
AUGGAGAGGCUCACGCUGCACCACGAAGGGCUCACCGCCACUUCCUAUGACUCGGCCCUGGCGCCUGUGGGGGCACUAUACCGUCGGGUCGCCGCCCUCGCCAAGCCUUCCACCAGCGAAAGUGCCCCACAGCUUGUAAGUGGAGAUCUUUACAUUGCUGUGUAUGAUUUGAUCCGCGACGGGUUCCAGCCGCGCCUUCCGACUUCGCUGCCGCCCCCAGGGCAGCAGCAGCAGCCGUCGCCGCUACCACGCCGACAGCCCGUCCCGUUGAUGCCUCCCGCGCAGCUUCAUACGGGAGCGCCCCGGGUGGUCGCUCCAGCGCCUGCGGUCCCUCUUCAGUCGCCGCCGCCUUCGGAGCUGAUGGACGUCGACCCCUCAGCCGGGCCGCCUUCCCAAGCGGUGGCUGUGCAGCCUGUCCUGCAGCCGCUUUCCUUGGGCACCCCCAAGGAGUCUGACACCGCAGCGCCUUGUCCGGCGCCCACUCAGCAGCCGUCGACGCAGCGUCAGGAGACGCUGCCUCUCUUCGUGGGUCCCGACGCCCCGUCGCGUCCAGUACCAGAAGCUGCACCCGUGGUCACAGGCGUGCACCCUGACCUCGGUUUUCAGUCGGUGUUUCCCGAGGCCCCGCGCAGCCAAUGCUGGGGUGCGGACCGGAGACUGCCACCGACAACAGUCUCCGCCCCGGUCUCUUCUGCUACGCCUGCGGCCUGA